This is a messenger RNA of Symbiodinium natans, 1212 nucleotides long. NCBI's taxonomy places the organism in Eukaryota, Dinophyceae, Suessiales, Symbiodiniaceae. The record is from the annotation of a GenBank genome assembly.
AUGUCCUGCUUCGCCGGCCUCACCGCGAGUGCCCCUGUGGCCUCAGGCCUGGCGGACCGCGGCAAAGGACGAGGCCGUGUCUAUGCCAACAUCACGGAAACCGUUGGCAACACGCCUUGCGUGAAGAUCUCCGAGGAGAUUUGCCCGAAGGGCCGCACCAUCUACGCCAAGCUGGAGUACUUCAACCCACUAUCUAGCGUGAAAGAUCGCCUCGCCUGCGCCAUCAUUGAGGAUGCAGAGAAGAAGGGCCAGCUGAAGCCCGGCGACACCGUGAUUGAGGCCACCUCGGGAAACACGGGCAUUGCUGUGGCGAUGUUGUGCGCCCAGCGCGGAUACAAGUGUGUCAUCACCAUGGCGGAGCCUUUCUCCAUCGAGCGGAGGAAGCUGAUGCGCUUCAUGGGAGCCAAGGCAUCUGGGAAAGCCGGAAAGCGCCUUGAUUUUGGAGUCUUUCUCGCUUGCCCCACCCUUUCCUGGGAUGUCAACAUCAUGGGAUGUCCUGGCCAGGUGAUCAUCACUCCCAAGGCAGGCAAGGGAACCGGCAUGGUUGCCAAAGCGAAAGAGCUCGCAGAGAAGCACGGCUGGUUCCUUUGCCGGCAGUUCGAGAACGAGGCGAAUGCCGAGUUCCACUACAAGACCACAGGCCAGGAGAUUUUGAACGACUUCGAGGGCAUGAAGCUGGACUACUACGUGCUGGGCUAUGGCACGGGUGGCACUUUUGCUGGCGCCGGCAAGGCCAUCAAGGAGAAGCGCCCAGACGUGAAGAUCUGCCUGGGCGAGCCGGCCGAUGCCCCGCUCGUGGCCUCUGGAACCAAGACCGAGCGAAACGCGGAUGGAUCGGCCACCGGCUCGCACCCGGCCUUCAAGCCCCACCCCAUCCAGGGCUGGACCCCGGACUUUAUCCCGCAGAUCGCAGAGAAGGGCAUCCUCGACACCGGCUACGACGAGUUCGUGCCUAUCCCAGGUCAGGCGGCCAUCGACAUGUCCCAGGCCUUGGCGAAAACACAGGGCAUCUUCACCGGAAUCUCUGGAGGCGCCUCCAUGUAUGCCGCAGUUGAGAUGGCCAAGAAGGCGCCCGAGGGCUCGGUGUUGGUGGCGAUGCUGGCAGACACCGGCGAGCGCUACCUCUCCACUCCCCUCUUCGCCUCCAUCAGCGCCGACAUGAACGAGGAGGAGCUGGCCAUCUCCAAGUCCACGCCGAACUUCCAGCUCUAG